Suillus paluster is the source of this 681-nucleotide messenger RNA. RefSeq lists its product as uncharacterized. Bases 1 to 681 code for a protein of 226 amino acids. The record is from RefSeq and is a predicted model, not a curated record. The transcript is spliced from 4 exons. NCBI's taxonomy places the organism in Eukaryota, Fungi, Basidiomycota, Agaricomycetes, Boletales, Suillaceae.
AUGGCCAUUUCCAGCACUUCCCCAGCACCUAACAAUGGUUUGGACGCGUUUUUGGACGCAUCACGUGACGCAGAGCUCCCUGUCACACCGGGUCACAUCACCAUUGCUUCCUCAGCACCUGAUGCUGGCUCUGGUGCAUUUUUGGCCACAUCAUGUGACACUCCGGGCCAUGUCCCCAGGCAGGAGCCCAGACCUAUUGUCGACUGGAAUGCCAGGCUUCUGCAGGGCUUUGAUGCAAUACCCCCUCCUUCUGAGUUGUUGGCGCCUGCUGUGACUGACUGGUCUGCUGAACUCCAUCGCCACUGGUCCGAGAGCCACAUGAUGCGUCUUGAACAGAGACGACUCAACGACCCAUAUGCUGAGGUCACCACUUGGCGAGAGAAUCACAAUGCCAUGGAUCAGAAAAUCCAUGACCUCCGACGAUCUAACAUGAAGUUGGCAAAGGACAUCAUGUGGUGGGAAGAGCAACAUGAGCAAGACCUCAAGGAUGGUGAUAGGGAUGUGGAUACCUUCUGCUCUCAGUUGGAGGAGGCACUUAAGCAUCAAAAGCAUUGCAAGGUGGUGGAUGCUUGGCGAAAGCACAUCUUUCAGCAGAUGAAGGGAAAAAGUUGGGUGGAGCGUCAGCAUUUGAAUGAGCUGUGCAAAGAGGGACCUCCACCUGGCUGGGAGCCUUCUGAAUAG